CAGUAGAUUCUUGAUUAUUCUUGAUUUUCAGAUCAAACAAACAAUGAAUACCUAGCAUUUCACAACAAAAAUUGAAUCAAAACCCCUUUCAAGAAACCAUAAAUUUACAUCAAAAAUCAAAUCUUUCAUUAAUCAUUCUUCAAGAAUGAGAUAAAUUUCCCACACCCAAAAAACCCCAAGAGCCAAAAAAAAAAAAAAAAAAAAAAGGGAAAAGAAAGAAAAAAGUUAAAGAUUAAAAGGAAAUAAUGGGGCAAAACACAGGUGCAAGUGGCAAAAGCAAGAAAGUAGAAGAAGAAAUGAAGAAAGAAACAUUAGAAGGAGAAGAAGAAGUUGAAGAACAUGAUGAACAAGAUGGAAUGUCUGUUCAUUCUCCUUGUAAACCUCAAUCUUCUGCUCUUAGAAAGGAGCAAUCGCAGGUGGAAUUGGAGAUAAGGUUGUUGGAGGCUCUUGAAAUCUAUCCCCCCGCCAAAUUGAGAGGCAUACAUCGUCAUUUUGUCCUUUACGGCUUAACAGAAUACCUUCGUAGAAGCUUCAAUAGGCAGUUUGCUCCUGAUGAUGUUUUGAAGCUGCUAGAUCGCUUCUACAACUUGGAUAUGGUGAAACCAGAUGAUGAGGAUGCAGAAAUCCUAAAUCAGGAGGAAGAGUUUUGCCUGCCACAAAGUUAUUUCUCGAAGGAGGAAUCUUGAACGAGUUUGGAAUCGAUAUGGGAUUUUGGACUUCAUAUAUGACAGUUUUUGUAUAGUAGUAUCAGGGUGGUUAAUGUUUCUUUUUUGAUGCCAUAAUCAUUCUACAUCUUCUCUUUGAAUCUUUGAUCUUCCUUAACAGGCAGUCUAUCUUACUGAAAAAUUUGUAUGCUUACUGAGAAUUGAUUUCAGCUUCCUAA
Molecule: messenger RNA, 883 nt
Organism: Lycium ferocissimum
Lineage: Eukaryota; Viridiplantae; Streptophyta; Magnoliopsida; Solanales; Solanaceae
Exons: 5
Coding region: 246-686 (146 amino acids)
Biological process (GO): regulation of transcription by RNA polymerase II
Cellular component (GO): nucleus; NuA4 histone acetyltransferase complex
Source: RefSeq, a predicted model, not a curated record